Messenger RNA from Chionomys nivalis (European snow vole), 1833 nucleotides. RefSeq names its product deoxyribose-phosphate aldolase (gene Dera). The record is from RefSeq and is a predicted model, not a curated record. The transcript is spliced from 9 exons. Bases 56 to 1012 code for a protein of 318 amino acids. NCBI's taxonomy places the organism in Eukaryota, Metazoa, Chordata, Mammalia, Rodentia, Cricetidae. Gene Ontology annotation, molecular function: deoxyribose-phosphate aldolase activity. Gene Ontology annotation, biological process: deoxyribonucleotide catabolic process; carbohydrate catabolic process. Gene Ontology annotation, cellular component: cytoplasm.
GUAGGCCGGUGCGGAAGGCGGCCUUAGCCCGAGUUGGUUGUUGGCGGUUUUCACGAUGGCCGCGCACUCUCGGGGCUCAGAACUCGACCUUAGCUGGAUCACCAGAGUUCAGGUGAAUCAGGCGGCCGUUCUGAGGCGGGCAGAACAGAUCCAGGCUCGCAGAAGCGUGAAGGAGGAAUGGCAGGCCGCAUGGCUUCUGAAAGCUGUUACGUUUAUAGACCUUACGACACUUUCUGGGGAUGACACGUUUUCUAACGUUCAACGGCUCUGCUACAAAGCCAGAUAUCCAAUCCAGGAAGACCUCUUGAAAGCCUUAAAUAUGCACGACAAAGGCAUCACCACGGCUGCCGUCUGUGUUUAUCCCGCCCGAGUGUGCGACGCCGUGAAAGCACUGAAGGCCGCAGGCUGCAACAUCCCUGUGGCAUCAGUGGCCACCGGCUUUCCAGCUGGACAGACUCAUUUAAAGACACGACUGGAAGAGAUCAGACUGGCCGUGGAGGACGGAGCCACUGAAAUCGAUGUGGUCAUUAGCAGGACCUUGGUGCUGACUGGCAAGUGGGAAGCCCUCUACGACGAGAUCAGCCAGUUUCGAAAGGCCUGCGGGGAGGCUCAUCUCAAAACCAUCCUAGCCACAGGAGAGCUCGGCUCUCUCACCAACAUCUACAAAGCCAGCCUGGUAGCAAUGAUGGCCGGGUCAGAUUUUAUUAAGACUUCUACUGGAAAAGAAACGGUAAAUGCCACCUUCCCGGUAGCCAUCGUAAUGUUACGGGCCAUUAGAGAUUUCUUCUGGAAGACUGGAAAGAAGGUAGGCUUUAAACCUGCAGGAGGCAUCCGCACUGCGAAGGAGUCCCUAGCAUGGCUCUCUCUUGUAAAGGAAGAGCUGGGGGACGAGUGGCUGACCCCUGACCUCUUCCGGAUAGGGGCCAGUUCUCUGCUCUUAGACAUUGAGAAGCAGAUAUACCACCAUGUGACUGGACAAUAUCCAGCUUAUUAUGAUCUUCCGAUGUCUUAGGCCAGCAGCCAGCCCAGAAAAGCAUCUUGCAACAAGUUAAAAAAAAUGUCUUUUGCAUAAUUGCCAAGGUUGUGUAAUUUAAGAAUAUGUAACUGACUUUUCCCCAUUAAAAUCUUCCCUGAAAUUAACUCAAAAAUAAGAAAAACAAAUCAAUUGAGUCUAUAUGUGGAACUCAGAUCAAGUAAGGCUGAAUGCUCUUAAUUAUUAGGAGGUCCACAUUUACUAAUUAUAUGAAAGUUUUCUCUAAAAAACUAUGAAUAAAAUGUUCCUAAUAGCCAAUAUUGCAGCAAUUUCUGAGGAGAAAAUAAAGUUAAAUUUCCCUUGACUUGAGAUUCUAGGGCAGGCAAGAGGGCUUGGCACAAAAGGUGCUUGCUACCAAACCUGACCACUGGUUCAGUUCUGUGUAACUGCUUGGGGGGAGGAGAGGGCAGGCUUCCGGAAUUUGUCUUCUGAUGUCCACAUGUGCCCUGCCCCCUACCACUGACAUAUAGUAAAUAAGUCAAAUGUAAUAAAAAUGAAAAUGUGUCACUCAGCCUCCCUCCUCUGCCUGGGGACGGGGGCCCCUCCUGGAUGUCAGCGCAGGAUGGAACUCUUUCAUUGAUUGCUUUGUAAUGAGAUCCUGAUGUUGUUAUAAGAAAAUGUGAAUACCACUGAAUUUUUAAACACAAAAGUCUCUGCUUGUAUACUUAUUUUGUUUACUUUGGGGGGAUAGGGCUUCUGUACUGGAGCUUUGAAAAUGCUGGGGAUACCACCCUGCCUGACUUGGCGAUUGUUGUUUUUAGUCUCCUUAAAUAAUUAAAAAGAAAAGAGAAGAACUGGCA